Spea bombifrons (plains spadefoot toad) is the source of this 1787-nucleotide messenger RNA. It is a transcript of the gene ATG4C, whose product is annotated as autophagy related 4C cysteine peptidase. NCBI's taxonomy places the organism in Eukaryota, Metazoa, Chordata, Amphibia, Anura, Pelobatidae. The record is from RefSeq and is a predicted model, not a curated record. The transcript is spliced from 11 exons. Bases 166 to 1521 code for a protein of 451 amino acids. Gene Ontology annotation, molecular function: protein-phosphatidylethanolamide deconjugating activity.
CAUUGCUGUUGUGGUUAUACAGUGAAAACAUCCGGCGGCUCCUGUGCACCCUUGGGAACCAAGGCUGGGGGUCUCCGGGCCGCCGUACACCGGGGGAGUCCACGGAAUCUGUCUUUAAAAACCAAAACCAAACAGGCACGGUAUGGGUUUGUUCAAGUGGCAAACAUGGAAGCCAGUGGCACAGAUGAUGUGGACAAACUAAAAUCUAGAUUCUUAUCGGCUUGGCGUAAUAUGAAAUACAGUUGGGUUCUUAAAACAAAAACUUAUUUCAGGAGGAACUCCCCUGUUUUGCUGCUUGGCAAAUGCUAUCACUUCAAAUAUGACGAAUCCAACGAAUCGUCUCCCGGUAGCUCGGACUCCGGCUCGGUAAUAAACGAAGAGGAUUUUGGGAAUGUCGAAGAGUUCCGUAGGGACUUCAUUUCCAGGAUAUGGCUGACGUACCGCGAGGACUUUCCACCAUUGGAAGGAUCGGUGUGGACUACGGAUUGUGGAUGGGGGUGCACUUUGAGGACUGGUCAGAUGCUGCUGGCUCAAGGACUACUUCUUCAUUUCCUAGGAAGAGACUGGGUCUGGCCAAACGCUCUAGACUUCUGUGACUCCGAAUCUCCUUUGUGGCCGAUCAACAGCUCCCGUAGAGUUGGAGCUGCUUUGGAGAACCAGUGGACUGGAAACCAAACCAAUACUACUUCGCAUUGCAAGACAUUAACUAAAAACGAUAAGGGGAAAAGUCAGGCUGAGAUCUACCACCGGAAAAUAGUUUCUUGGUUUGCCGAUUACCCGCUGGCAUAUUUUGGACUCCAUAAACUGGUCAAACUUGGGAACAGUUCUGGAAAAACAGCUGGAGACUGGUAUGGGCCGGCCGUGGUCUCGCAUCUCUUGAGGAAAGCCAUUGAAGACUCUCCCGAUCCAGAGCUCCAAGGUCUGUCUAUAUACGUCGCUCAGGACUGCACAAUCUAUAGCGGUGACGUGUACGACCAGCAGUGUUGCUCGGGCAGUGAAAAGGCUGUGCUGAUUCUCGUUCCCGUGAGACUUGGAGGUGAAAGAACCAACGUGGACUACUUUGAAUUUGUGAAGGGAAUUCUGAGCCUUGAAUAUUGCGUUGGAAUUAUUGGUGGCAAACCGAAGCAGUCCUAUUACUUCGUGGGCUUUCAAGACGACAGUUUGAUUUACAUGGAUCCUCAUUACUGCCAGUCUUUUGUGGACGUCAGCAUAACGGAUUUUCCUCUCGAGUCAUUCCAUUGCCCUUCCCCUAAGAAGAUGUCUUUCAAGAAAAUGGAUCCAAGCUGCACAAUCGGAUUUUAUUGCAGGAACCCCAAAGACUUCGAGAAAGCGACAGAAGAACUUACAAAGGUGAUGAAGUCUUCAACGAAGCCGAGUUACCCCUUAUUUACGUUUGUGAACGGACAUGCCCGGGACUUUGAUUUCGUCAGCUCUCCGGUCUACGAACGAAGUGCUGUUUUCACACAAGACGAAAGGAAAAGUUUAAAGCGAUUCAGCACGGAGGACUUUGUCUUACUGUAAGACCUUCUGGCAUCAGGAUCCUGGCAGCAGCCAUCGGUGCUCUCCUAUUCCUCUGAAAACACUAGAUUUUUUUUUUAUUUAGUUUUUAAAUUAAGAUUUUAAGGUUUUUAAUGCCCUGAGGGAGCCUUUUUAACUGUUGCAUUUAUGGAAAUGUAAUAGUAAUUCCGACAAGGUAAGUUAAUUGAUUUGUAGCGGGUAGCCGCGUAGUUACCGUGAUAGAACGGAGUCACUGUGAUCUGUGCAUAGCCUUGUUGUGUGUGUGUGUG